Triticum turgidum subsp. durum (durum wheat) is the source of this 837-nucleotide messenger RNA. The record is from the annotation of a GenBank genome assembly. Lineage: Eukaryota; Viridiplantae; Streptophyta; Magnoliopsida; Poales; Poaceae.
AUGGUUCUCUGUCAAGGCUUAUCUGCUGGGCAGGGGCAGCUGCUUGCUUUUCCUGCUGCUAAGCCUCCUCUCCUAAGAAGAUCUUGCAUUCGUAUACCAGCGGGGUCACCGGGUCUAAAGAGUGCUCGGCUUUCAUCCGAGAGGAAGAAACUUUCAGUGCAAGCUGUACGAGCCGACACUGGUUUUCUUCACCAUGACAUGCUCACAUCAUCUCUGAUGGAGGAUUCAAUCAAGGGCAUUCCAUCAUUAUUGACCCGGCAGAAUCAGUGUCGAAGAUCGGAAGUUGGCUGUCGAGCUUCCUCUCUAGCAUCAUUCAGCUACCCUGAAUUGACUUCCAAGCCCAGAUGGUGGUGGAGAACCCUUGCAUGUGUGCCGUACUUGCUGCCACUCCACAACAUGUGGUCGUAUGCCGAUGUCAUCUACCAGUUGCACACGUACUUGCAGGGCUUUUCAUUGGUUUAUACUUUCAUCGACACCAUGACACUGCUUCCAGGGUGGCUCUUGCUGGUGAUAUUUAUGACCGUGUACUUCUUCGUGGUGAGACGCAAGUGGUCACCCCACUUCAUGAGGUUCCAUGUGAUCUUGGCCAUCCUCCUGGACACCGGCUCCCAAGCAGUGGCAACAAUGUGCACCUGGAUGCCCAGCUUCGUGUAUCAGGGGAAGCCCAUGCAGUAUUUCUGGAUGGCCAUUGCUUUCAUGCAGAUCUUCACGGUGCUAGAGUGCAUGCGCUGUGCUCUCUGUGGGAUGUAUCCGAACGUUCCUUUCAUAUCCCACACAGCCUUUAUCCAUUCUGAUCUGAAUCUCUUCAGUGACGCGAUUGAUCAUUGCAUCGGUUGA